GAGCAGAAAGCGAGAGCGCGAGCGGCUCCGGACCGCGUGCGCUCCCGUCCAGGUGACAGCAAAGUUUUCAGAGCAGGGCUAGGCUUGCCAAACUUCCUCGUGCCCCGCCACCUUGGAGAAAACAGGGUAAAAGUGCACCGCGUCUCUCCGCGGGACAUGCUUGUGUGUCGCGCGCGCGCGCGCCGAUCCGCGCACCCUGAUCGCACCCGGGACUUUCGCCUUUUCUCCUUCUUCUCCUCCUCCUCCUCGCGCGUGGAGAAGAGAUGAUCGCCGAGGAUGGGGCUCUGCUUGGGGUCGCAGCUCAGCGAGGAGGACAGGAAGGCGAGGUUCCACAGCGCACAGAUUGACCGAGACCUCUUCGAAAGUGCCAAGCGCGAGAUGAACGUGGUCAAGAUCCUCAUGUUGGGGGCUGCGGAGAGUGGGAAGAGCACACUGGUCAAGCAGAUGAAGAUCAUCCACAGCCAUGGCUUCACCAAGCAGGAGCUCUUAAGCUUCAAGCCUGCUGUCCUGGAUAAUCUCCUCACCUCCAUGAAGUUUGUCCUCCAUGGCAUGGGGAUUUUGAGGAUCAACCUGGCAAAUGCCAAGAAUAAGGUUCACGCCCACUCGGUGUUGUCCUGCGGCCGCUGCUUUGACGAGGACCAGGUGCUGCUGCCGUUCGUGGGCCACGCCCUCUGCUGCCUGUGGGGCGACACGGGGGUCCGAACGGCCGCCGCCCGCGGCUACGAGUACGAGCUCAACGACUCGGCCCUCUAUUUCUUUGAGAACAUGAAUCGGAUCACAUCCCCGGGCUACAUACCCACGGAGAUGGAUGUGCUUCGGGUGCGGCUGCGGACCACCGGUGUGAUUGAGACCCAGUUCAAGGUCAAUCACCUGGUCUUCAGAAUGUACGACGUUGGCGGCCAGCGCACCGAGAGGAGGAAGUGGAUCAGCUGCUUUGAAGACAUGCGGGCCGUGCUCUUCGUGGUGGCCCUCAGCGGGUACGACAUGACCCUGAUGGAGGACCCUACCGUGAACCGUCUACAAGAGAGCCUGAAGCUCUUCUCAUCCAUCUGCAAUAACGUUUUUUUCAGGCGAACCUCGAUGAUCUUAUUCUUGAACAAGAUUGAUCUGUUUCAAGAGAAGAUCUUGCACUCUGGAAGACACCUGAGGCUGUAUUUCCCGCAGUACAGAGGUGCCGACUACGACGUGGACGCGGCAGCUCGCUUCAUCGCUGGCACAUUCAUGGCGCUCAACGCCACGCCCAGCAAGUUCGUCUACCACCACUUCACCACGGCCACGGACACGUCCAACGUGCAGGUGGUCUUCCAGGUGGUCAUGGACACAAUCAUGAAGGAGAACCUCGAGGCCGUUUCCCUGCUCUGAGGGUCCGAAUCCAGGUCCCCGAACACUCAGCAGCUUUUUGAGACCCGUGUCCGGAAUGGCAGGACACCUCCGUAGAUCCUGCUCCCCUCCCCCCCCCCACGUUCCCAACUCGUUCAAUUUAUUUCCCCGUUGUAAUCGCUGGAGGAAUGUGGAUAUGAAUAACUGUUAUGAAGGCAAACCCCUUUCCUGCCGUGAUUUAGUCGUUUGUUCUGUUCAAGAGUAACUUGGGGUGUGUACGGCAGCUCCAUCGCGGUCACCUCUCCUCAUGAGCCUGGCUCCUGCACUCCAAGGCCACCGUCAGGUAGGGGGUCCAGCUGUAGCCACCGCUGUUGGAGAGGAACAUCUGCGUCGCCGUCUACAUGAGUGACUACUGCGGGGGCGAGGAGGGCUGGCGCCGGCUGAGGUCGACGUGUCCUUCAGCGGUGGCAUUUUUUGAAGCGUGAAUGGUGAGGCGUCUCUGGGUUAAAUGUGAUUCUGCUCAUGGGUCAACGGGGGUGAAAUAGCAGACAGUUUUGAGGUCAUUGACAGGGGUGUGAAGGUUAGGAGGGUGUGAGAGGUUUAGGGUUGGAAGCGUUAUUAGGGUUUGGAAGGUUUGGGAGCUUUAAGGUUUGGUGGGUUCAGGUUUAGGGUUCAUCGGGUUUAGGAGGGUUAGGAGUGUUUAGGGUUUAAGAGGGUUUGGGAGGUUUAGUGAUGUUUAUGGUUAGAAGGGUUUGAAGGGUUGAGGUUUAGGGUUAGAAGGAUUAGGAGAGUUUGAGAGGUUUAGGAGGCCUGAUCCCUGUUGCCAGGGUGACUCUUACACCUUCACUGUUGGCCUUCAAGUGCAGUACACCCGAGUGUCGGGAGCUCAGAGGGAACCAGUAUUUAUAGUUCUCCAACCAGCAGAGUGCGAUCAAAGUGCCGUUUGUAGCGCCUUCAUGACAGUCGUGUGACGCCACCAUACAGCUGUGCCUCGGGUUACCACCGCGGUAAACACUGUGUAUAAAUUGCGUGUGACGAGUGGCAGAUGCGGCCGAUGAGGACGCAGGCGACGGCGUGUGGAGUGGACAUUUGGUGUCGAGUGUUACGGAGCUGUUACGUAGGUGUGAUAACGCGGUAUCGCGGCUCACUGGUGCGUUUUGGCCAGGAGUGAGAACCACUUUAACUUAUGUUAAUGUUUUUUGGUUUCACUGUCUUUGGUGCUGAGGCUUCGCUCCGGGGCUCUUUAAGGAGUUAUUUGCGGAGGGGCGACUCCAACUUUGCCCCCUCCCUGUCCAUAACCUCCAGAACGUGCGUCUCUCCAGAGGCGUCCACCUCUUCGCGUCCCUUUGCAGGCCUCGCUUUGCUGCUGCUCUGCUUGGUCUUCAUCCUGGACAUUUUGUCUUUUAGUACCUUCACCUGCCUGGAUUUUAAAGCAGAAUAUUUUGUAUGGUUUAUCUUUUAAAUGUAAUUUUAUUUAACCUUCUUAGGAUCCUCGUUAUUUGGAGCAUUUUCUGCUUUGGUAGAAACCAGCCCUCACGCAGUGACUCGUGUCCUUUUCCCACCGAGGGGUUGAGAGCUGUUUUGGGAGACGCACAGGGACAGGGUGACACUGUUUGGUGAAACUUUUCCUUUUUUAAACUGUUCUGUAAAAGAUGGGCUCAUCCUGCCAGUGGUGAGGAUGGAGGAGCUCGACUCCACUGCUGAGCUUUAAGUCACUUAAGAAGACGCCACGUGCCUUUUUUGUAUAUAACCACAAAAGUAAUGGUCGGCCUGUUACUGUACGUACAGUUUUAAUUUAAUGCCGUGUGUACAGCUGUUCACACUUCUGGAAAGAGCUGUGUAAACCGAGUUACUGUGAACGUGUGUGUGUGUGUGUGUGUGUGUGUGUGUGUGUGUGUGUGUGUGUGUGUGGAGCUGCGGAAUAAUGCACUAACAUUAAAGUAUAGUCUUUGUUGUUUUAUUACUGCAAAUCGAUGCGUGUUCAGUUGAAAAUAUUUGAAAUACCAAUAAACAAAAGUCUAUUAAA
Molecule: messenger RNA, 3346 nt
Organism: Scleropages formosus (Asian bonytongue)
Lineage: Eukaryota; Metazoa; Chordata; Actinopteri; Osteoglossiformes; Osteoglossidae
Gene: gnav1
Product: guanine nucleotide binding protein (G protein) alpha v1
Exons: 9
Coding region: 277-1362 (361 amino acids)
Biological process (GO): Rho protein signal transduction; adenylate cyclase-modulating G protein-coupled receptor signaling pathway
Cellular component (GO): heterotrimeric G-protein complex; cytoplasm
Molecular function (GO): GTPase activity; guanyl nucleotide binding; G protein-coupled receptor binding
Source: RefSeq, a predicted model, not a curated record